Molecule: messenger RNA, 1394 nt
Organism: Zonotrichia albicollis (white-throated sparrow)
Lineage: Eukaryota; Metazoa; Chordata; Aves; Passeriformes; Passerellidae
Source: RefSeq, a predicted model, not a curated record
UUCCCAAACACUCCCCUGAACACAGCAACGUUGGGAUUUGUGCAGGCAUUGCCCAUCAAACACAUUUACACCACUGUCCAGAGGAGUUGGUUCUUGUUAGGGGCCAGUGAAGGCAGUGGUGCCCAGGCCUGCCUGGUCUCCCUGCUGCCCUGUGCCCCCAGGCUCAGCCCUGUGUGUGUCUGUGCCCAGUUUUUCACAGGCUGGUGGAUCAUGAUCGAUGCUGCCGUGGUCUAUCCCAAGCCGGAGCAGCUGAACCACGCCUUCCACACCUGCGGGGUCUUCUCCACCCUGGCCUUCUUCAUGAUAAAUGCUGUAUCAAAUGCACAGGUGAGAGGAGACAGCUACAGUGAUGGAUGCUUAGGAAGAACAGGUAAAUUAACUCUACAAGUCCUGCUCAGGGGAUCAUUUACCUGCUGGGGUUUUUCCAGCUCCCAGGAGCUGGAAUAUCCUGUGUUUCCUCUGUUCCUCUCUGCAGACACUAAUGUGUACCCUGGAUUAGCAGUGUUUUUCCAGAAUGCAUUAAUAUUUUUCAGCACCCUGAUCUACAAGUUUGGGAGGACAGAAGAGCUGUGGGGCUGAGCUCCCUUGGCCACAGCUGCCACGUGGUUCUUGUGUGUAGAUAACUCACAGUCCCUUGUCCUUGGUUUGCUUCCCGGCCUGGUGGAACUGAGACAAUUCCAGGCUCUGUCUGAAGGCCUCCCGUGCCAGGACACACCCGUGAAUGUGUACAUAGGACAGGAUCUGUCCUUUCCCAGGGAAGGGCAGGCUGCCAAGCCUCCCCUGCUCAGGCUCCAGCUUCCUCCUGCAGCUUCUGCUCCACAGCUCCACCCGUGUCCAGGCUUCUGUGAACAGUAGUGAGCAACCAGGACAGAGCCAGCCCAGCCCUGCUGGGCUCAGAGCUGAUUUUAAACAUUUUAUAUUAUUGUUCAGGUAAAAAUAAAGUAGAUUUUUUUUUCCUUCUUUUGGGAAAAGGUUAUGGGUUUUUAAGCGAGUCCCUACACUCAGCAGGUUGUGCAUGGCAAAGCAAAGUAUUCCUGACUUGUGAUGGCUCUGGCACAAAGGACAUUUGCUGGCACCACAGUCCUUGGAAUUAAUUUCAUGCUGCUCAGUGUAAGAGAUACCAGUUGGUAUUUAAUGUAUUUCCUGAUAUUAGAAUAAAAAAACUCCAACAAACUGAUGCCAGGUGUAGUUGAUGUGGAGAAUAAAUGAGUCAGAGCAGUGUCUUGCUACUCCUGCCAGUGGCACUGUCUGCAGGGGCAGCUGUUUGCUGAUAAAUCAGUUUUCCUGACUGUUCCCUCUGUGCUUACAAGGAAGUGAGGUAUGGAUGGAUUUAUUGCUCACAGUCCAAGCUUGUAAUAAUUUCAAGUUUCAAUAAAUUCUAGGAGUGACUCACA